Amphibalanus amphitrite is the source of this 1648-nucleotide messenger RNA. RefSeq lists its product as uncharacterized. The transcript is spliced from 8 exons. The record is from RefSeq and is a predicted model, not a curated record. NCBI's taxonomy places the organism in Eukaryota, Metazoa, Arthropoda, Thecostraca, Balanomorpha, Balanidae. Bases 277 to 1104 code for a protein of 275 amino acids.
CCACUGGUCGAAAGUGGCUAUUCAUUGGAGCAAUGGGAGGCCAAGAAGCGCCAGCAAUUACUUCUGUAGGUAUAUGGGGAAACCCGACAGCUCGCUGAUAAAAACAGCCACCGAACAGAGCUCUGGAUCACUUCAUACUUAAAAAUUGUCAGUCUAAGCCAUCUGUUGAGGUUUGUAAAGCCUCGCAUUUCUGAAGCGGUGGGCUGCUUAUGGGCCUCGUUGUCUUGUAUUGUGUUAAAUGUAAUCAGAUGAGAAGACAGGCAUCAGUCUGGAAGAAUGUGGCCAGCUGACUUUAAUACCUACAGAGUGGCAGAAGAGACAAUCACUUGUCCCUUCAACAAGGCACACCAAAUUACUGGGAUGCGAUAUCAUCUUCACAUCGUCAGGUGUGCCAAGCAAACAGUGGGCCGUGACGUCCGCAUCUGCACGUUCAAUGCCAAGCACAUAAUCGACGUGCCGAAGUACGCGCACCACAUCGAGCACUGCCCGGACCGGGACCGCCUCGACCGGGUCAUCACGGAAAAACUGGCCGAGAUCCACGAGUCGGACAAACGGAUCCGGUCCCAGCCCAUCGACAGCGCGCCCGACUUUCAGUUCUCCAGCGGCGAGAACUGGGACGACGACGUGGCCGCGGUUCCGUCGUACCGUCGCCGCGGCUCGUAUGACCCGAGCGCGGCCAUCUCCAACCGAGACGUGUACAGGUUCCCGCAGGAGCCGAUGGGCAAGUCGUCGCGGCGCCAGUUCCGCUCGGAGACGGUGGCGCGUCUGAGGCAGAUCCAGGAGGGCGGUUCGGCGCCGCCGUCAGCAGCCAGCUCCACCACGGCAGCCUCGGCCUCGACGGGGGUGGGCCGGCGCCCCACCGUGCCGCGCAUGCCCUACUCGAGCACACUGGCUCUGACGGCCCGGCCGCAGCUCGGCAGGGGUCAGCGGGUGCAGGAGGUGACGGCGCCGGUGGGCCUCAGCGCCGGCCCCAGCGCUGACCAGUCGGUGGAGAAGGCCCUCCACAGGAUGAACCUCGGAUGUGGCCGCGGUCGUGCCAAGCAGACUGUGGUGAGCCUCCCGGGGACAGCAGCUCCGGGCACCGCCGGACUUUCCAUCUGGUAAAGGUCUUUGUCCGACUACAGCUGACUGGGUGGGCGUGGUGUCCCAUCACGUCGCGCGGGCCUGGCUGGGACGGUAGGCCGCAGUGCUGCUGAAGAAGUAUCGACAGCUCUGGGCCAGAGCCACCACUACCGCCACCGAUUUAAGCUCAGAGUCAUGUUUACAGGACUGUCAUUGCCAUCAGUUAUGUCUGUUAAACUGCAGGCUGUGGUAGAGGUGAUGGGUAGAUGUGGUAAAAUAAGUUUGUUUCAUUUUCACUUCGCUACAGUAGACAACUGUAGCUGGUUGGAGAGAGAGCUGUGAGGUCCAGCCAUUUAGACGUCAUACUCAUGGCUGAUGGCGUUUAUUUUGAGACAAGGUAAGCCCGGAUACCCGAAUCUGUAGAUGCCGCAGUCUUUCCUUACCCUAUUUGAUGUUCCUAGGCCGAAGUAAGGUCGUACAAAUAAGUGUACAACUGAGAACUUUUGUUGACUGUGACGCCAGAGGCGAAUUUUGUUGACGCAGUACAAACAGUGAGCCCCUGUUGGAUAAUAUACGUCCAAUUUAU